Molecule: messenger RNA, 2694 nt
Organism: Oryza brachyantha (malo sina)
Lineage: Eukaryota; Viridiplantae; Streptophyta; Magnoliopsida; Poales; Poaceae
Exons: 4
Coding region: 358-1965 (535 amino acids)
Source: RefSeq, a predicted model, not a curated record
CAACGCCGCUCCGCUCCGCCCGCCGGAGCACCCGCGGCUCCGCGCUGCGCGGGACUCUUCGGCGACGCGGCACGAUGGCCGCGCGCUGCUUCUUCUCGGGCGCAGGAUCCGCCUCUCGUCUCCCGGUGCGCUCCGAAAACGGGGCGAUGGAAGCAGGAGACCUGAGCACGAGAAAUCAACUGGACUAGGACAGUGAGAAAGUAUGCAUAGAGCUGAACAAGACACCUCUUGUGUGUAUUUCCAUUUAUAGUUUGUUGGGACUGAUAUGUGGAUCAGAAUUGCCUCCAAGUGUUUCCCUCGCAUUUGAUCACCCAAUAUACACGUCCUGUUCCUGUACCAUUUUUCCUUUUAUUUGCAAUGGGUCCUCGCACACCUGGUAGUUCUUCAAAUCGAAGACGUUGUCAAAACACCUCACCAGAAAAACCCAGCUCCAUAAAUUUCUGCAAUCCACAAUUUCCACAGAACGUAUUUUCCCAACCACCAUAUGCAAUGAAUUUCCCUUUCCCACCAUUUCCUCACUAUACUCCGUACUCACCAAAUUUCCAAUAUGCUGUUCCACCACAAUAUGCUCCAUAUUCAUUACCGCCACCUUCUGGAGCUAUGCCAUCACCAUACUUACCUGAUCCAGUCAUGCCAUCAAAGGCAGCAUCUGAUCAAGGCACCCCCCAUUCAGUAACUGGUCCAGUAGAACAAGAUGGAGAACCUGAGAGGACUUCUGGCCGACUAACAUGGACAAAAGAUGAGGACAUAAGAUUGAUAAACGCUUGGUUGAUUCAUUUCAAGACUGACAAGUACUGGGAAAAGGUUACAGCAGAAUACAACAGUACAACCCCUGUAUCUCGGAAAAGGGAACUGCAGCAUUUGAAGGGCCACUGGCACAAGACAAUGAAGAAGGUGGCACACUUCAAUGAUUGUUGGUGCCGGGUCAAGGCAAAAUAUCAUAGUGGCCAGUCUGAGGGCAUGCAACUGAUGGACAAAACUUGGCUGAUGUAUAACAAGGAAGCACAUGUGAUGUAUCUGGAAGAGGCAAAGCAUAAUUUUUCCUUUGAACACUGCUGGCAAGCUCUUAGCGACCAACCCAAGUUGAAAGAAUACAUCUCUUCUUUAUUCACAAAAAGAACAAUGCGGUCUGAGUCUGGGGAUUACAUGUCUUCUUCUGAAGACUCUGAAGAUGUGCCUGGAAAAGAAAUAGAUAAACAAGUAACAUCUAAGGAAGGUAAACUUAAGGGGUCAACUUCAUCAUCAGAGGUGCAAGACAAAUGCUUGGUUGGUUCCUUUUACAUGCUCACCAAGAACAAUGAGGAUAUGACAGAAAUCCAGCCUUCUGUCUCACACCAUAAGCUUGCGUUGGGCAAUUUAAAACAGCCAGACACAGCAGACAAGGACACAGGAAUUCCCAUCAACAAAUCAAAACUAUUGAUUGCUGAUGCUUCAUGCCCCACUGAAAUUCAUGUUGGGAAGCAGGAACCGAAACCUGACACUUCAAAAUUGAACGAACAUCGGCAGGGGAUGGCAGUGAGGGAUGAUAUGCUUGAAAAAGAAUCAUGGCCUCAAGGCUUUGAGAUUAUAGACAAUCAGAGAGUGCAAAGGGAAGAACUUCCCAAAAAAGAAUCACAUGCUCAAGGUUUCAAGCCGCGAAAAGUCAGUCGGAAACGGAAAGGCAAGGCAUCGUCUUCCUCGUGCGAGGUGCAAGCGGACAUCAAGCAUGCCUUAUAUCUUCAGACCAUGCUUAAAAAUGAUCGUGAAAAGAUGUCAGAGGUACAGCUCCGCCUCUCGAAAGAGCAGCUUGAAUUGGCCAGACUUAAGCAGGAGGAAGCAAAGGAGAAGAAAGAAACGACACUUUACAAGAAGUACACAGAGCUGUUGCUGGCGGACACUUCAAGGUUUGAUGAGUUUCAGAAGGCAGAGUAUGAGAGAGCUGUGAGGCAUAUAGGAGAGAUGCUAUUUGGCAAGGAUAGCAAUUAGUGGCCUUGCUUCACUUUGUCUUAGGCAUUUCUGUGCAAAUAUCAUCUCUAGCACUUAGUAAUAGAUCAUUCUGGUCGACCUGCUCAAGUGAAGGAUUGGCUUCGUUAACACCACUGGCUGUUAGAUUAAAUCAUCACUUGCAAGUUUACCUUAGGCUUUACUUUUGGGCUUACACUUGCUGAUUGCCACUUUGUGACACUUGCUAAUUGGAUCCUGUAAGUGAUGGAUCAAUAUGUAUUUUGCUUUAAGUGGCUACUCUAAUCUGUAGGUUGCGAGGAAUGCUCAUUCUGUUAGCAGAAAACUCCAUUAUGCUGACCUGAUCUAUGCUAACAAGAACAGUAAAGACUUAACAGUGAUGAAAUAUUUCUAUGGAAAUCAUUGAUGGCAAGAGGAUGCAGACGUGGCCGUGAGGGCAAAUUCUCUUGUCGGCAGGUUUUAUGGGGAUGUGGUCUUCCUUCAAUUCAAUCAUCAGCUCAAAUUUUGAUUGAACUUAUGUUUCAGUAUGUAGACUCAUCGGAACAAAAGCAAGAAUUCCUGCAGUUACUUUAUUUCAGAUAUUAAAUUUUGAAUGGUGGCCUGAUCAUCUUCUGUAGUUCUAUCCCGUUGCAUCCCAAGCAAAAAAUAAUAAUGGUUCCAUCCCUAGAAGAGAUAAUUGAUUUAAGUUUCAAACCAAGCCAUGCUCAUCAGAGCAAGAGGCUUCCUUCGUGUACCUAUUUUCAAAAAACAAUA